Messenger RNA from Gordionus sp. m RMFG-2023, 3934 nucleotides. RefSeq names its product glutamate receptor ionotropic, NMDA 2B-like. Gene Ontology annotation, molecular function: NMDA glutamate receptor activity. The transcript has 16 exons. The record is from RefSeq and is a predicted model, not a curated record. Lineage: Eukaryota; Metazoa; Nematomorpha; Gordioida; Chordodea; Parachordodidae. Gene Ontology annotation, cellular component: plasma membrane. The coding region runs from base 60 to 3731 and encodes 1223 amino acids.
AAGAAAAAAAUUUAAAGCUGAUAAGUUUUUUUAUAUUAUAAUAAAAUAUAACUCUAAUAAUGUUUAGUAGUUAUUUUAGGUAUAUCCCUUUUACUUUAGCGCUCCUAAUCUUACCCGAUGACGUCAAAGCUGCCAGAUUAGAUGCAGUCGAUAGUGACGUCAGAGUAACAAAAAAUGUCGAGGAUACAUAUUACGACGUUAAUGACAACAAAGUUUUUACUCUAGCGGCCAUUUUACCCAACAACGAGUUCUUCAAGAGAGACUAUAGACGUGCCCUGACAAGUAUUUUGAAAGAACAUAAUCAACAGGCAUCUACUAAGAGCAUAGCAAAAGUUGUAGCACUCCAAAAUAACGAUGCUAAAGUGGUGGUAUCAUUGUCUCAGGAGGGCAAAUCGAAUUUUAAAACUGUAAGAGACUCUUCAAGAGGCUAUGUUAGGAGUGACCACAAUGAUCCUUUCCGCGACGCUGAUAAUUUUGAUAACUUCAACAAUGCCAUUGACACCGGGCAUUCUAUUCGGGGGGAUAUUGAUCAAGUAGGUAGAUAUAUUAUCGCAACCAAGAGUCACGUAAGAACCCGCGACUUAAGGGGUCCCGAAUUUUAUAACGUAUCCUCUAUUAGUAGGAAGGAUGUGGGUAGUUAUCCGUGGAAAAAUUAUGGGAGAUACGUGAAACGUUAUUAUGACAAUAAGAGGGACAAUCAAAAAAACGAUGACAGCGGUUCCGCGUCAUCUCACAAAAAUGAAUCGUUUCCAUCUUCUUUGUAUCGGCCAGAAAAAUCGCUGACCAAAUACUUGAGUUACAAGUUGAUGGCCAAAGAAUUUUACGUGACCAGCUGGGAGCUCGAUGAUAUAAUUGACUUGUGUUGCGACAAAUUAUUGCCGACUCAACUAAGCGCUAUCUUAUUCGUGAAUUACGAUUCGGCUUACUCAACCUCCGUGGCAUCGACCGUUGGUUAUUUGUUCAAAUCUUUAGACCUUUUAGGAAUUCCAUCUUUAAUCUGGAACGCCGAUAAUUCAGCAUCCAUUUUUCAGGAAACGUCCCAAACUAAUAUGAUCCAACUAGCCCCGACCAUAAAACAUCAAACUUUAGCUAUCCUUAGCGUAUUAGACAGAUAUUCCUGGGAGCGUUUUGUUGUGAUAAGUAGCAAAAAUAUCGUGGGAAAACAAGAUAUAAUAUCUGGCAUGCGAUAUUACGUUUUGGAUCCUAAAUCAGUCUUCAGAAAAUUUAAAAUCUUGAAGAUAGUCAAAUUGGAAUCGUUCACUCAGAAUGAUUUAGUGACGAGUCUAUACCCACUGACGCUAACUACCGCGCGAAUUUUUGUAUUGCACUCUAGUAGGGAUGAGGCCUCGAAAAUCUUUAAAAUUGCGAAUGAUUUGAAGCUAACCGGUAAAGAUUAUAUGUGGAUAGUUACUCAAUCCGUGGUCGGAAAUACUCAGGAAUUUAUGGAUUUUGAUAAACAACAAAUCUACCCUGUAGGGAUAUUCGGCGUAUACUUCGAUAAUACUCCCGAAUCGCUGGUCGAACAAAUAGAGAUAGGUACUGCGGUGUUCGCUAACGGAGUUCACGAUUUCGUUAUAAAGGAAAACUUGGCUAAAAUCGACAACUUCUUACUAACCAAAUCAAAUUUAUCCUGCCAUAAUCCUUAUUCCAGCGAUUUGAUAGCUCACCAAGAAGGCUCGUUACUUUACGAUUAUUUCCUAAAUGCUAAUUUCAACUUCGGGUCCUCCUCCAAGAAGAAUGUCUCGUUCGGCGAGGAUGGUACAUCCAAAAAUAUUCAAUUAGAUAUCAUAAAUCUCAACACAGAGCGGCAAUGGAUGAAAAUAGGGAAAUGGAAUUUGGAUGAAGGUCUGAAGAUAAAGGACAUAGUUUGGCCAGGUAACGAGCAUCUCCCACCGAAGGGUAUUCCAGAACAAUUUCAUUUAAAGGUCACCACAUUGGAGGAACCCCCAUUCGUUAUUAUAAUGGAGAUAGCGAAUCGAAACGAAAAUCGUGAAAGAAAUGAUGAUAAGAAGAGCCAGGCUAAAGAUAACGAUGAUGCUGAAACGCAAAACGAGAAUAAAACGAAAGGCGUUCAGUUAAAUAAUUAUUGCAAUGGCGGGAUAUUGUGCAAGCCUAUCAUGGAUGAAACCACCUUGACAAUUGAAAAAAUUAAUAAUCGUACCUAUUCCAAUGUUUGGACUUGUUGUUCAGGUUAUUUUAUAGACAUUCUCGAAAAAUUAAGCCAAGAUCUGGGUUUCACCUAUGAUUUGACAUACACCACAGAAGAACAUUCCAUUGUUUCGGAAAAAGGUAAAUCGAAUAUAUUAGUCGAUAGCUUGCUAGAAGAAAAAACGGAAAUGGCGAUAGGAUUAACUAUAACAUCGCAAAAUUCGGAGAUCAUAGACUUCUCGAUACCCUUUUUAGAGACCGGUAUUGCUAUUGUGGUGUCUUUAAGAACUGGGUCUAUUUCUCCCAUCGCAUUUUUAGGGAUACAAAACGCACCAGUAUUUCAUGCGCUAUUUCCUAAUUUUUCAGAACCUUUCGAUUAUGUGACCUGGAUCAUGAUAUUGUUGAUAUGUAUACACGCGGCAGCCUUUUCCAUUUUUCUGUACGAAUAUAUUAGUCCUAUGGGAUUCGACAUGAAGAAACGCAACCCUACAAGAGAAGCAAAUUUUUCGGUAUUCAGAGCCAUUUGGUUAGCAUGGGCGAUUUUAUUCGGUGCAUCGGUUCAAGUCGACAUACCUAAAAGUCACACGAGCCGCUACUUAAUUACCAUAUGGUCAAUGGUAGCCAUGGUGUUUAUAGCUAGUUACACGGCUAACUUAGCAGCCUUCAUGAUAUCAAAAGAAGAUCAUUACGAUUUCGUGGGCAUUCACGAUACCAGGCUUAGAAAUCCUUAUUCCAAAGAACCGCCAUUUAAGUAUGGAACAGUAUCGUUUAGCUCAUCGGCUCUGAAUAUUAGAAAUAAUUACCCCGAUAUGUAUUCAUAUAUGAAGACACACAAUCGCACCCACGUUAAGAAUGGUAUUAGCGCUGUUAAAAAUGGAUCACUAGACGCUUUUAUUUACGAUGGAAGGGUAUUGGAAUAUUUGGUGGGUCGAGAUGACGAGUGCAAAAUACUAACGGUUGGGUCAUGGUUCGCAAUGACCGGAUAUUCAAUAGCUUUUCCCAAAAGUUCGGAAUUAAAAACAGCUGUUGAUUCUAUGCUCAUGAAAUACCAAGAAAAUGGGGACAUGGGUAGAUUGCAACAUUUUUGGUUGUCGGGAGAUUGUAAAUUGAAAAAGAAUCAAAACGACUCCAGUCACCCGUUGGGACUGCGGAAUUUCAUAUCGGCCUUUACGUUGCUCGGGGCUGGUCUAUUCUUGAGUCUCAUUUUCUUGGGAUUCGAGCACAUUUAUUUUAAAUUCCUGAGAAAGCACUUAAAGAAAAUUGACAAACACGGAAUUUGCAGCCUUAUAUCCCUGAAUAUGGGCCGAACCUUAAGCUUCGAAAAGACGGUCAUCGAAAUUCGAAAUAAAUUUGUGGGACAAAAAUGCAAUAAUAUGGCCUGCAAGACACAAAUAUGGAAGCUAAAACAAGAAUUGAUAUUUUCCGGUGUUAAAGUUAAGCAAUUGGAAAAUAUGACGGAAAUAUCGAAAGGAUAUUUUGAAAAUGAAAAUAAAUCGGCAAAUAUUCGAAACUAUAAUGGAUUGAAGUAUGUACAAGUUGGCAAGAGAAUGUCAGUCCUAGCGGAAAAUGAAACUUCUUUGUAACUUUGAAUUGGGACUUUAAUACUUACAAAUAUUACAUAUUUUUUUUAAAAAAAAACCAUAUUUCAAAAAAUAUAUAAAAUAAAUAUUUAAUUUUUAUAAUAACAAAUUCGCUAUAUAUGAUAAUAUAAAUGCCCACCCUCCUUUAUCAUUUUUUAAUUAAAUAUCGAAUAAAAUUAAUAUUCUCGUAACCAAAAAAAACGAAG